GCCCAGUGCGAGCCCCCGGGCCGCGCCGGCCCGCCGCCGCCGCCCAUGCCCUGCCCCGCCGCCGCCGGCCUCGUCGCCGCCACCGCCGCCGAGCCAUGACGCUGAGCUCGGGCAUGUCCGACGCCUGCGGGCUGGCGGAGGAGCCCGACAUCGACGUGGUGGGCGAGGACGAGGAGCCGCCCCGCCCGCGCGGCGCCGCCGCGGCCGCCGAGGAGGAGGAGGACGAGGAGGAGGAGGACGAGGCGGGCGAGGAGCUGCUGCUGCCGCGCUCCCCGGCGGCCGCGCCGCGCUCCCCGGCCCCUGCCCGCGGGCCCUUCCCGGCGGCGGCGGCGGCCGGCGGCGGCGGGGGCGCGGGCGGCGGCAAGAGCAGCCUGGUGAAGCCGCCCUACUCCUACAUCGCGCUCAUCACCAUGGCCAUCCUGCAGAGCCCCAAGAAGCGGCUGACGCUGAGCGAGAUCUGCGAGUUCAUCAGCGGCCGCUUCCCCUACUACCGGGAGAAGUUCCCGGCCUGGCAGAACAGCAUCCGCCACAACCUCUCGCUCAACGACUGCUUCGUCAAGAUCCCCCGCGAGCCGGGCAACCCGGGCAAGGGCAACUACUGGACGCUGGACCCCGAGUCCGCCGACAUGUUCGACAACGGCUCCUUCCUGCGCCGCCGCAAGCGCUUCAAGCGCCAGCCGCUGCCCGCGCCCGACCUGCUGCUGCGCGGCGCGGAGCCCGGCGCCUUCCUGCAGCCGCCGCCGCAGCCGCCGCCGGCGCCCUACGGCUACGGCCCCUACGGCUGCGGCUAUGGCCUCCAGCUGCAGCCCUACGCGCCGCCCUCCGCCCUCUUCGCCUUCCACCACGCCUCGCCGCCGGCCCGGCAGCCGCCCCCUGCCGCCCCGCCCGGCCUGGGCGCCGCCGCCGCCGCCGCCGACCUGGCCCGGACCGCCUUCGGCUACGCGCCGCCACUCAGCCCGGCGCUGGCCUCCUCCCUGCACGCGGCCAAGGCGGGCUCAGGCCUGGCCCGCUCGCCCUUCUCCAUCGAGAGCAUCAUGGGCGGCGGCCUGAGCCCAGCGACCGGCAGCAGCUGCGCCUCGCAGUCCGCCGUCGUGCCCUUCCUGGCCAGGUCGCUCGUCACCUCCUCGGUGUCCUCCGCCGCCGCCGCCGCCUUGGGGACCCUGCACCAGGGCACGGCCCUCUCCGGCGGCGAGAACUUUACUGCUAGGAUUUCAAAUUGUUAAUGGGGGAAAGCCUCGAGGAAGCGGCAGGUCUCUCUCAUCUCUUGCAAUCCUCUCCUUUCCAAAGAGCUAAUGCACACGAUGCAGAUUUUUGUUUCCACUGCAGACGAGGUUUCACCUCCCCGGAGGCUGCCAGUUUCUUUGCAGGUAGGUGCCAGCUCGGGACUAUGUUCUACAACGAGACGGGUCUCCUUGUUUUCCCCCUGGCUAACGGAUUUGUUUUUUUAUUUCUAACUUUUAAUCGCUCCCAGCCCUGCCCCUGGAGCUGCCUGGCUUUGUUUACCUGCAAGAUAGUGUUUCUCUGCUUUUCUGCCUUGCUGUGUAGUUCAGCUAGUUUGUGAGCAAAUGCAAAGCACGCUUAGCCCCACAAGCAGCUGCACUGAUUCCCCUCACACCCUCUUUCUCGUUUGAUUGCUGUGCACAUCACCUUAAAUAUUUUUUUAAACUGUAGGCCUGAUUCUAAUUUCCAAUGCGAGCUGCUAUAAUAAACAAAAGCCAUAUGUAGGAGGGAAUGGGGCUCUAAUGAUUACUGAGAUUUAUUUUAUGAGACAGGGACGUGCAUGUGAGCCGCGGGUUUGGAAGCGGUUUGUUUGGAUUGUUCUGCUGCGCUGGCUCGGAGCAGAUGACCUUGUUCCGCGUUGUCUGUGCGCGCCUUGCCCUAGGCCUGGGGAACCCUCCACGAGGCUGGUCCCAACCCCGAGCCUGUUUUAGCUCCAGGCCUCCGCGGUGCUUCUGCCCCCAGGAAAUUUACCGGGCUAGCCAGAAAGCAGGAUCGCUCUCGAGCCUCUGCCUUGAGACCACUUCCCCUGGGGGAGCCAGUGUCCGGGGAAAAGCUCGACCUGUCCCAUCGGGAGCUCGGGGCUAGAGCCGGGCACUCGGCUCUGGAGGGGCAGGAGGACGUGAUUUCUCUCUGCAGGUCACCCGGGCUCAGGGGGAAAAGGUGCUGCGUGUCAGCCUGGCGGAAUCGUUGUAUGGGUGCUAGAGUAAGAGCGUUAACUCCAGCCUGGACGGCCCGGAAGGAUGUGUUACAUACGGUGCCGGGCCAUGGUCUCACUGAACUCAGCGCUGGGGGAACCAGUUUGUAUCCGAAUAAUUGAAGCUAUCUAAAGCAAGACAGCACUACUCUGAUUCUGGAUGGAGCAACAUGACACGCGGAGUUCUACGAGGCCCUGCAUUUCAUUUCCAUUUACUUUGGAAGCCAUGGGGAAAUCGAGAUCUCAGUUAUCAUAUUAAGUCUUUUGACUAAGACUGGGAGAGACUUGCCCCUAUUAGAUACCCCACCCCCGGGCCAUAGAUGUGUGCAUUUCGGAGUGCGAGUACAUAUAGAAUAAAUAAAUGAUUAUAUAUAUGCAUAUAAAGAAUAUAUAUAAUUAUAUAUGUAUAUAUACAAUCUGAUUUGUAUAGAUAUAGGUAUUCGUUGACCAUAUUGGGAAAGAAGUGUCCACUCAGUAAAAAUAUUGAAACAAGACUGGACUCUUCCUUUCCAAUUUUCCGAUGCCUAUGUUCGUUUCUCUGGGCUGAUUAUUGGCGUGCACGCCUACACGUGUCCGUAUUUGAUGGACACACGCAAUGAAGGCAGAGAAAGGAGGAGUCUUCCUCGGGUUUUCUUGUUUUAAAGUAAAUAUCGUCCUCCUGGCGAAUAUAUGUAGUGAGUUUAUGACUGAGCUGAGAUUUUUCUAAUACCGUUUGCAUGUGUCCGGCAACAUUUCACCUGUUGAAUUUACAGUGAAACAAUACGACAUAAAGACCGGUCGGGUGGUUCAGUCAUGUUCAUAAAGGAGAAUAUGGCCACCAGUGUUACUGUAUGCAGUAUAUAUAUAUGUAUAGAUAUAGAUAUCGAUAUGUAUAUGUAUAUGUGUGUGCGUGUAUAGACAAUAGCUAUAUUAUAUAUAAACUAUAUAAAUAUAGACUCUAUAUACAAACUCUAUAUUUAUAUAGACUCUAUAUAAAACGCACCUUACUCUUUCCUCUGGCUUUACCAAAUAAUCCUUGGCACGGCUUUGGGCGGGUUGUAACAGUUCCCGUGCCAAGUCUCAGCGCAGUAAGCAGACAUUGGGGAACCUCCUCUGUGCGGCUCCAAUGCUGGCGAGGAGGGGGUGAUUACAGUAAAACAAAACAAAAAGAAAAAUGCCCCCAACGCUUUGUCGAAGGAGGCAAAGGGCAGCGCUUUUCUGGAAAUUAACUUAUUUAGCUCGCUUUCAGCACAUGUCUAUUUUCUGACUUUAGAGCACCGCUUUCCUCUGUCUGGGAAGAUGUUUUAUAGGAGGACCCUGAUGCAGACAGCUGUUUUGCAGAAGAGUAUUUUGACAGCCAAAAGAUUUUCAACCCCCCGCAGCGCAACCAACCUAAUCUGAGUUAGUGAAGCCCAACAUUUAUUCCACUCGUUUGAAAGAUCGCAAAAAAUAGUAUUGCAAAAGCACUGUGCAGUUAUGACAGCUCUAAAUGCUUUUUGCACAUGCCUUUAAAAUUACCACGUCGGAACGGGCAAUGCGGAGGAGCUCUUGAUUUCUGAAACUUUCCAACCACAUCCGUAGCCCCUGUUUCCAGUCAGUCUGAUGCAAGUGGCUGACCUGUUCUUUGUCAGUAAAAGUAUCAAAAGUUUCAUUAGAGGGCUGAGCCGAGGAGCUGGUUUUCGCAUUGUGCUAAGGAUGCCUAUUUCUCAUAGGGCCCCUUUAUAAAUAAACACCAAAGGAAGCACGCGAUUGUGUCCCGGGAGGGGCCCGCGAGUGACCUCCGCCUUGUACCUGCUCAGAAGCGGUUCUUCUAAGAUGCUACAAAUUGUCUGGGAGCUCAGUGAGCGGUGGCGUUAAGGGUGAAUGCUCAGACACAACUUCGACAUGAACAAGCUGCUUUAAUCGUCUAUUAUUUUGCUUUCUUUAGAUCCGUGAAUCCCAAAGAUCUUUGGAACACAAGCGAAGAGGGGGAAAAGGCAAGUCCGUGAGACUGCCGGUCGGUAGAGCACGCCUCCCUCAUACCUGCAUUGCCCGCUGACAUGAACGGGGGAUUCUGCGUCAUCAGCGUCAAAACCUAGGCGUUUUAGAUGCCUUUGGGUGCGGUUGUGCGUAUGAGUGAUCUGAACUGGGUAGGUUGCUGGCAGGAAGCCUCAAACGCUUUUAAAAUGGGCAAUAAAAAGCCCCUCCUUGUUUGUUUUCACCGCGAGCUAAGUUAUUGGAAGUCUCAGCUCAAGAGCAUUUCAGUCGGCAAAUUCAGCCUGUAAUGUUUAGCGCUCUCUUAAUUGACGAAAGCAGCACUGGAAAUGUUUCAGCUAAAUAGAUCCGCGAGGAAGGUAAUGAAGCUAUUGACAUUUUGCAGGACAAAAGGCAGAGUUUUCCUAGUGGCGCCUUUGGGACUUGGUUGCCAAUGAUCCCGGAGGGCCAGGAUGGUGCUUAGGGCUUGAAUCGGGGGAUCCCACAUCGGCUGCAUAAAGCUGCACCUGCCUCCGCUUUCCCUGUAGAAAGGCAGGAGGAGCACUGAGGCUUCUGGGCUGGGGACUGCCUAAACGGAGGCAUUAGCACCAAGGGCCGGUUCACGGCCUCUCCCAUCCCGCUGCUUUAAAACGUGCCGAGCAGAAAAUGUAAGGAAAGUGAAAAGGGAAGGCACCUGCGGGGGCGCGCUUCGCUUCCCGGGGGCAAAGUUUCCGGUGUUUUUCUGCACCCCAGUCCUGGCCGGGAGGACCUCGGCGGGGACUGCAACAGUCUGGCAAACGCGUGUAAACAGGCGCGUGUUGUGUCUGCUCCUGCACCCACCAGCAGCGUUGCAAAACUCCCGCUGCCCUGCCGGGGAGGGGGGGGGGGGGCAGACGGGUUCCCGUCCUUGCAAAGCGCGACAAGGUUAAACCCUCCUUCACCAGCUGCGCUCCGGUUCUUUGAUUUGAAAAAUCCAUGUGUGGAAACAGUUGACAGGAACCUAAAAGGAUUAGUUGCAUUCCACACAGGAUCAUUUUUGCUGGUAACAUUUUUAAACGAUUGAUCCCUUCCCGACCAUAAACAGCGUCCAGAGAAACGA
Molecule: messenger RNA, 5225 nt
Organism: Alligator mississippiensis (American alligator)
Lineage: Eukaryota; Metazoa; Chordata; Crocodylia; Alligatoridae
Gene: FOXD1
Product: forkhead box D1
Exons: 2
Coding region: 96-1223 (375 amino acids)
Biological process (GO): cell differentiation; regulation of transcription by RNA polymerase II; anatomical structure morphogenesis
Molecular function (GO): RNA polymerase II cis-regulatory region sequence-specific DNA binding; DNA-binding transcription factor activity, RNA polymerase II-specific
Source: RefSeq, a predicted model, not a curated record